Molecule: messenger RNA, 2793 nt
Organism: Punctularia strigosozonata HHB-11173 SS5
Lineage: Eukaryota; Fungi; Basidiomycota; Agaricomycetes; Corticiales; Punctulariaceae
Product: HLH-domain-containing protein
Exons: 3
Coding region: 102-2090 (662 amino acids)
Biological process (GO): regulation of transcription by RNA polymerase II
Molecular function (GO): DNA-binding transcription factor activity, RNA polymerase II-specific; protein dimerization activity; RNA polymerase II cis-regulatory region sequence-specific DNA binding
Source: RefSeq, a predicted model, not a curated record
CCGAACGAUCCCGCCGCCGUCUCCUCCGUCGUCCGCCCCCACUAAAACAUAUAUUCAGUACAGCGCACACAGCUCCUCACCACGGCCUUCCUGUCUUCAUCAUGUUCGGCGCGACGUUCAAGCCCCAGAUCCGCCAGGACGGCUUCCACCUCGCGGGCACCCCGCCCAGCCCGCCGAUCGGGAACGGCUUCGACGUGAACAACAUGUUCGGCCUCCCCGACGCGUUCCGCAAGUACCAAGGCCCGCACGACGGCGCCAGCAGCAUGGACUUUGGCGACGAGCUCGCCUCGCUCAUCUCCACCUCGCACCCGAACGGCGGCGCCAACCCGGGUCAGCAGCAGCAGCACCAGUCUUCGCACGAGCGGUCGACGAGCGCCUACGACGACGGCUACCGGCCCCCGACGCACAACAUCUUCGACAUCUCCGCCCCGACGACGCACAACCCGCACCUCACCGGCUCGGCGACCUCGUCCGGCGCGCCCUUCUCCAACUCGCACGCCUUCUCCCUCCCGCAGACGAUCCACCGCCCGCCCGAUCUCGGCGGCGCGCCCUCGCUCGGGACCCACCACCACCAACACCACCCCGGCUCGCUGCACGACUUCUCCACCCCGGCGCACUUCAACUCGACCCUGCCCGCGCUCAACUCGUCCAUGCGCUUCGACCCGCACCCGCCGCAACCGCACGAGCAACAGCCGUCCUCGCUCUCGUCCUCCUUCUCCCACGUGCCCUCCGAGUACUCGCUCAACCAGUCGACCCGCUCGCUCACCCGGCACACGCCCUCGCCCGUCACCUCCAACGGCUCCCAGCCGGGCACCGGCGUCCCCUCGGACUCGCGCUCCCGCUCGCGCUCCCGGGCGCCCUCCAGCGGCCCCGGCCCGACCCGCACGCAGUCCACAUCCCGCGCCGCGCGCACCUCCCGCGCCAAGCGCAACUCGAUCUCCUCCGGCAGCCCUCCCCCGCGCCCCCAGCCCGGCCCGCUCAUCAUCCCCCGCUCCUCCUCCUCCAACCCUCCUCCCCCGGUCAACCUCAACCUCAACCUGACCGGCCUCAGCGGUCCGAACGGGGUCAACGGCAUGGGCUCGCCGCUGCACGGCACGGCCGGGGGCUGGUACGUGCCCGCGCACACGCCGUCGCACGCCCACCCCGAGUUCAGCCUGCCGACGCCGGACUCGAUCAGCUCCCACACCCACUUUUUGGACGGCGGCUUUGGUGCGCCGCACGGGCUCGGCGUCAGCCCGAAGGACGUCGCGAUCAUCGGCGAGAACCCGGCCGCCACGAACGACCCGCAAGCGAAGCAAGCGGCGCUGGCGUCGGAAAAGAGGCGGAGGAGGCGCGAGUCGCAUAAUGCGGUCGAGCGCCGGAGGAGGGAUAACAUCAACGAAAAGAUAUCCGAGCUAGCGACGCUGAUCCCGGAGUGCAUGCUGGAUCCCAAUGCCUCGACCACCUCCGUGCCGAACGAGGAGCAGGCGCUGAACCCCGCGGGUGCGUCGCCCGAGGCGGCGAAGAAGGAGGAGGUGGAGGAGAACGGGACGACGCCGACGGACGGCGGCGCGGUGAAGGCGAACAAGGGCAUGAUCCUCCGCAAGAGCGUGGACUAUAUACGCUACCUGCAGCAGCUCGUCAGCGCGCAGGCGAACCGGAACCGCGAGCUCGAGGGCGAGCUCGAGAAGUACCGCGCGGGCGAUGGCAGCGCGACGAAGGAGGGCGGAGAGGGAGACGACGGCGAUAUGGCCGGGUUGGUGUUGCACGAGGACGUGGACGGGUUCGCGAUGGUCGGCGGACCGUCGUCGAGCAGGAGGUUUAACGGCGGGUAUCAUCCUGAGUUUGGGCUGGCGUCGGUGGACGAGAUGGAUGUGGAGGAGGGGGAGGAUGUUAGGCCCGGUACGGCGAUGACGGGGAUGUCGGCGCUCGCGCUUACGAGCCCUUCUGCGGGGAGUGGGGGCUCGCCGCCGAGUUUGGAGGAGGACGGGGAGGAGGAGGGGCAGCAGGGCGCGCAGGAGGAGGAAGAGAGGGGAAGAAGGGGGCGGGACGGCAAGCCGCGCGCGGUGGAGGAUGUGAAGGUGAAGGAGGAGGAGCAGGCGCUGUCAUGACGGGAUGAACGAGGCGACGACGCCGAUUCGCGCACGACGAGCCGCUCGACGACGCCUAUUCACGCCGACUGACGACCCUUGCGAUGCUCUCUCUCUCUCUCUCUGUCUAACUUUGUCUUUCUUCACUUCACUGUCUCACCGUCUCACUCUCCCUCGUCUUGGCGCCUCGUCGCUAAAAAAUACCUUGCGGAAGAAGUCGCAGUGCCAACCUCAACCGCUCCGCAUAACAUGCUCUCGUCAUACCGCCUUUGCUCGAUACCCCUCUCUCUCCCCCCCCAUCUGAUCGCCUCCCGGAUCCACAUCUAGCAUCGCGUUUCCUGGGACGAUAUAAAACACCGAUCAUACGCAGACGAAGCACAGCUGGCGACUGGAGGAGAUUGCAGGUGGGGACCCUGACCCUUGGAGCUCGCAUCGACUCUGGGCCGUCUAUCCUUGCAAUCACGUUCCCUCCCGAUUUGAGAUUCCCCCACUCUAUUGCCACCGCUCGCGCUCUGCAUAUAUGCACCGGACCCCACCCUUUUUGUUUACCUCCGUCCUGGCCAUGCAUCGAGAAGCACAGCCCCCUCACCACCACCAUCAUCGUUUCCUUCGGCGCUGCGAAACGCCGUGGGGCGGCCACUCACUCACGAUUCAUGUGUUAUGCUCGGCGUCCCCUACGUCCCACAUCCUAAACCACUCCUCUAUAUGCGCUGCUUUAAGUUAC